AGAAUAUUAAGAUACCUCAUCAGACGUGUUUGGACGGUAUUCUCAUGCUGGGGACCAACACAGUGUUCAAUGUGUUCUUCUUGUGGUACAUGGACAACGUGAAUCCAGGGGACUUUGGCGUGUCAAAACCGUACAACUUCUGUUUUACAGUACGUACAAUAAAAAAUGCGCUAGAGAAGAUAAAAAAGAAAAUGUUUUUUCAGUUUGAGGACAGGAAGGAACUUUAAGGAUUUUAAUUUGUUUGUUUGUUUUUGUUUACAAUAGUAGACCUAUGCUUUGAAUUGUGGAGCGAUCACAGGCAUAAUAUGCUUUGAAUUAUAACAGCGAUCAUAUAGAUAUAAUACCUCUUCUUCUUCUUAUUAUUAUUAUUAUAUGAUUUGAAUUAUAUCAGCGAUUAUAGACAUCUGCUUUGAAUUAUAGUAGCGAUUGUAAUAGACCAAGUUAACUAUGAUUUUUCACACGACCUUAAUAUUUACUUCAUGACACAAUGGCGUAGUGAUUUAAUGAGAGCAAUGUAAAAACCCAAGAAAAGUGGGAACUAGUUUUUACUACGAAAAUAUAAUACAGGUUUUAAGUAGAGCAAAAGUGUUUACGAUUUUAUUUUGAAGGGGUGACAGACAGAUUGUUUUUUUUCUCGAAUGGAUUAUUGAAUUACUAUCAGAUGGAAUCUCAUGGACUGUGUGUGUAUAUAGACUUUGCAUUCUAUGAUUGUUACAAGGAUAUCCUCAUAUCAAGGAUUUUUUUAAACGUAUCUAUUAUAUGUAAUGAAGUACUGUAUAAAUUAUUCAUUUGAUGUUAUCACUUCUUACGUGAGAGAGGAACAUAUAUUUAUAGGGGUGAACGGUGGAAUGAAUGAAUGAUUCAAUUGGUAGAGCUACAAGCCAUCCAUUACAGUGAGCUCAAGUGUUAGUAGUGAGCUCAAGUGUUAGUUCACAAAGUUACCACCAAGCAUUGUCACAUUGGUAUCUGAAGCAUUGUUACAGCGACCAUAGACAUAUGCUUUGAACUAUGGCAGCGAUCAUAGACAUAUGCUUUGAAUUAUAGAAGGGAUCAUAGACAUAUGCUUAGAAAUAUAGAAGUGAUCAUAGACAUAUGCUUUGAAUUAUAGAAGGGAUCAUAGACAUAUGCUUUAAAUAAUAGAAGCGAUUAUAGACAUAUGCUUUGAAUUAUAGAAGCGAUCAUAGACAUAUGCUUAGAAAUAUAGAAGUGAUCAUAGACAUAUGCUUUGAAUUAUAGAAGUGAUCAUAGACAUAUGCUUUGAAUUAUAGAAGGGAUCAUAGACAUAUGCUUUGAAUUAUGGCAGCGAUCAUAGACAUAUGCUUUGAAUUAUAGAAGGGAUCAUAGACAUAUGCUUUGAAUUAUGGCAGCGAUCAUAGACAUAUGCUUUGAAUUAUGGCAGCGAUCAGGAGAUGGCAUAAAUAUUAUUGAUUAAAAAAAUAUUUAAAAAACGCGUACACAGUAUACAGCAGUGUGUUAUGAAUGUUUGUUUAUUUUGUCGCUGCCUCUUAAAGACACGUCUGAUCUUAGGUCAGCUUUUCAUAUCGAGAUGACUUCUCUUAGGUCAGCUUUUCAUAUCGAGAUGACUUCUCUUAGGUCAGCUUUUCAUAGACAGUUAACGUACCUUCGAUCCGCUUAUCAUAGCUAGCUGACAAAUCUUAGGUCUGCCUAUCGCAGGUAACCCGACUCAUCUUACAUCUGCUUAUCAGAGAGAGCUGAUUUAUGAUACAUCUGCUUAUCAGAGAGAGAGCUGAUUUAUGAUACAUCUGCUUAUCAGAGAGAGCUGAUUUAUGAUACAUCUGCUUAUCAGAGAGAGCUGAUUUAUGAUACAUCUGCUUAUCAGAGAGAGCUGAUUUAUGAUACAUCUGCUUAUCAGAGAGAGCUGAUUUAUGAUACAUCUGCUUAUCAGAGAGAGAUGAAUUAUCCCGCUUCCGCUAAUAAUAGAGAGCUGGCUCAUCUUAAGUCCACUUAUCAUUAGUGACUCACAAACGUCCAUGCUCUAAGUAAGAUGACAAAGACAUCUCUUCUCUUAUAUUAUGUUACGGCAGCUCGAACCUCUCAUUCAUUGGACUUCGCUUGUUCUGAUUCUGUAGUUCUUGUGCUGAAGAUUGAGGGUUGGAUAGGACAGCUCGGGGUACAGAGACAUUCCGGGGUAUUUCUGGCUUAAAUUUUCUUUUGUGUUCUGCGGCCGCUGAUCUAUUGGCUUCGUGUUCUUCAAAAUAACCUCAGUCCGACACACACAACACAAACAAAAACAAAAACAACAACCUGUCAUUAAAUAGUUUUUAUAACAAAAACAAUAACUUUCUAACUGUGCACAGAAAGGAUACUGGUUUCCGGUUCCAGAGUCGGUUGAUAAUAUUACUGACCUCCCAAAGCAAGACGACACCUUGUUUGAGCAGCCUCCAUCGUACCUGAAGCCCGGGGUCAUGGUCCGUGGUUUGGUGAAGGUUGGUGCGGCUCAUGCCCUCAUCGUUUAUUAUUUUUUUUAAGGCUAGAUAAACAUUUUCCUUUGGUUUAGGAGAUCCUAGGCGAGCAUCUAGAUUUUCCACACGAGCUAACACCCUCCCCCCCCCCCCCCCGAGUGAUGGUGUAGAGUAAAUUCUACUCUCUAACCCCUUUAGAGCGAUGGUGUAGAUAUAAUACUAAGCAGAUCUUUUUAGCUGUGAGUACAUCUCAGAGCUCUUCUCGACUAAGAAGCUAGUUUGAAAGAAACGCAAAUGCAUUGGUGGGCGAUUUCACACAAUUUACAACCUAUAGCCGGUGAAGAAAGAAAAUUGAAUUUUUCAAGUUUCUUUUUUUUCCCAUCUGUUCGAAGUAUGUUCUUAUGUCCAUAAAUAUCAUACACAUAUAUUUAAUGACGUAGUUUUUACCCCCCACCUUCCAAAAAAAAAUCCAUGGAACUUAUCAUACAUUUCAUUAUUUAAAAAUAUUGCGACUCCUAUUGAGACCAGCUUGCUUUCAUCGAUGCCAGGUGUUUGGAAGCCACAUGGCGGUAGCUGGGGUCAGCAUGGACUUGUAUCAGGACCAGGUCUCGGUGUUGUUGGGGCACAACGGUGCGGGAAAGACGACCACAAUCAGUAUGAUUACAGGUGCAUCCUUUGGUUGGCUCUAAAGUUAAAUCUAGAUUUAAUAGCUUUAAAAAAAUUUUUUUUUUUUUUUUUUUUUUUUUGAAAAUGGCACAGAGUUAUUUUUUACGUGAGAGAGAAACUUUCCCCAUGCUCCAAUCAAACACCUUUGAAAUCCUGGGAGGUCAAAUCUUAAUUUUAAAAAAAUUUUUUUUUUUUUUUUUUUUUUUUUUGAAAAUGGCACAGAGUUAUUCUUGACGUGAGAGAGAAACUUUCCCCAUGCUCCAAUCAAACACCUUUGAAAUCCUGGGAGGUCAAAUCUUAAUGUAGGCAACACUUCAAAUGUAAUAAUUUUAUUUCUUCUAAAUCUUAACAAUUUUUUUUUUUAUUUAAGUUAAGAUAGGUUGUAGUUGUAUUGUAAGUAAAGCAGGAGAUUCUUCUUGCUCUGCGGCAAUUUCCUUUCAUACUACCAUUUGUGACCAAGUGAAACUGAAGAAAAUUUAUUUUUCAAAAUAGAUUAUCCCAUUAUUCAUCUGUGCUUGCAAAUUAUUUUUUUGCAGGGUUUCUUAAGCCCACCGGUGGUUCUGUCAUUGUG
Molecule: messenger RNA, 3660 nt
Organism: Lymnaea stagnalis (great pond snail)
Lineage: Eukaryota; Metazoa; Mollusca; Gastropoda; Lymnaeidae
Source: the annotation of a GenBank genome assembly